ACAUUACAACAGAAGUUCCCUUGGUAACUCCAAGCAACUUAAGAAGACCCUGCAAAUCUACAAAUGACCAGUCUGAAAGCACACAGCACAGGACCCAGCUAAGGUGAGAGCUGACUAAGAAGUAAGUACUCAGAAGACAAGUCAUGGAUCCACCUGCACGUAAAGAAAAGUCCAAAGUUAAAGAACCUGUCAGCAGAGUUGAGAAGGCCAAGCAGAAAUCAGCCCAGCAGGAGCUGAAGCAAAGACAAAGAGCAGAGAUCUAUGCCCUCAACAGAGUCAUGACUGAACUGGAGCAGCAGCAGUUCGAUGAGUUCUGUAAACAGAUGCAGCCUCCUGGAGAGUGAACCAACCGGAGACUGAGCCCCUCGUUCUAAGGAGAUGGGAUCCGGAGGCUUUGAGCAGCUCGUUACCAGCUGUAAGCUGAGGUGGCCAUUUGGAGCCUCACGGAACUAGACAAGAAGGCAUUUGUGUUAUUCCUAAAACUGGAUGAAUCUCAACUUCCUACAUGUAACUUCUGCUUCACUGGUUCCUCCGAUCUGAAUGGGUCCACUGCUUGCUGAAGAGACUUGUUUUAUUCUUCUAAGACAAUAUUCUUUUUUUAAAAAAAAACAAAAACUUUUUUUAUUGUUUGAGAAA
This is a messenger RNA of Molossus molossus (Pallas's mastiff bat), 636 nucleotides long. It is a transcript of the gene SVBP, whose product is annotated as small vasohibin binding protein. The record is from RefSeq and is a predicted model, not a curated record. Lineage: Eukaryota; Metazoa; Chordata; Mammalia; Chiroptera; Molossidae. The transcript has 3 exons. Gene Ontology annotation, biological process: negative regulation of protein ubiquitination; protein secretion. Gene Ontology annotation, cellular component: apical part of cell. The coding region runs from base 144 to 344 and encodes 66 amino acids.